Messenger RNA from Diospyros lotus (date-plum), 1681 nucleotides. Its product is annotated as cyclin-D1-1-like. The transcript is spliced from 5 exons. Gene Ontology annotation, molecular function: cyclin-dependent protein serine/threonine kinase regulator activity. The coding region runs from base 446 to 1486 and encodes 346 amino acids. Gene Ontology annotation, cellular component: cyclin-dependent protein kinase holoenzyme complex; cytoplasm; nucleus. The record is from RefSeq and is a predicted model, not a curated record. NCBI's taxonomy places the organism in Eukaryota, Viridiplantae, Streptophyta, Magnoliopsida, Ericales, Ebenaceae. Gene Ontology annotation, biological process: regulation of cyclin-dependent protein serine/threonine kinase activity; mitotic cell cycle phase transition.
UGAGAGAGAGAGAGAGAGAGAGAGAUGGGAGAAGAGAAGCAGAACUCAUGCUCACUGCUCACAACAACUCACACGGUGCCGGAGAAGAAAAAAUAAAUAAAAGAAACAUCAAUCCAGGAGAGACAUCGGUGAUCAUCUGAAACCUCACAGACAAAUCUCUACCGUACACGUCUCCACCUCCCGCCCGUAGAUCUCCGCAUCGCUCUCCACCUGUCGUCUCUUUCCCCACUCUCUGUGCUUCCAGAAAAGAAAACGUCUAAGUAUUCACUCACUCCAGCACAAAGAGACGCUGCUCCCACAGAGCGAGCGAGCCAGAAGAGAAGAGAAGAGUCGAGUCAGGGAAGACUAGACGAUGGAGAGGCCCAAACGGUAAAUGCUGCGGCCAUGUGUUUCCUCUCGCCGAUAGCCGCCGCCGCCGCCUCCGUGCUACUCCCCCGCUGGAACAAUGUCCAUCUCGCCGGAUCACUCCGCCGCUAGCUUGCACUGCCCCGAUGAUUCCGGCUCCGAUCCCCAUCCCUUCCCCUUCGUCCUUCACUCUCCGCCGCCUGAUGACAGCGUCAUCGCUUUCCUCGUCGAGUCGGAGCUCCACCACGUGGCCCGCCCCGACUACCUCUCCCGCUGUAGCCACCGCCAGAUUGAUCUCACCGCGCGCCAGGACUCCAUCAACUGGAUCCUCAAAGUGCAUGCACACUAUGAGUUCCGACCGGUAACGGCGUACCUCUCCGUCAACUACUUCGAUCGUGUCCUUUCCUCUCAUUCCUUUCCGCAGGGAAAUGGAUGGCCGUUACAGCUGCUGUCGGUGGCGUGCUUGUCGCUUGCGGCGAAAAUGGAGGAGCCUUACGUGCCGUUGCUCUUAGACCUCCAAGUGUUCGAGCCUCGCUUCAUGUUCGAACCGAGAACGGUUCAGCGAAUGGAGCUCUGGAUCAUGGCUAGUCUCGAUUGGAGGCUGAGAUCCGUCACACCAUUCGAUUUCCUCGACUACUUCGCCUCCAAGCUCCCUUCUUCGUGCUCCAACUCCGACGCCCUUCAUUGCGUUCUAUCAGCGUCUUCCGAUCUCGUUCUCAACACCAUUCGUGUGAUCGAUUUCCUGGGCUUCCGUCCAUCGACAAUUGCCGCCGCCGCCGUGCUCUCUGCCGCCGGCGAAACGGUCGACGCGCCGGAGGAGGCCUUUUACGAGAGGGCAAACAAAGAAAUGGUGAGAAGCUGUCACCAACGAAUGGAGGAGUAUCUGGUCGACACGUGUCCGUCAGCGGACCACAAGGACCUCGCAGGCGCAGCCGAUCCUCCGGGGCCGCCGCCGCCGCCGCCGAGCCCUGUUGGCGUGCUCGACGCCGCGGCGGCGGCGUGCGGCAGCUGCGACACGCGCUCCGAAAUCCCAGUCUCCGGCACGGCUUCUGGCUGGGGCUCAAGCGCCCCCGAGCCGCAGAACAAACGGGCUCGAUCCUCUGUGUCGGAUGUACAGGAACAGCAACAACAGGGACCGUAGAUAAAAAUCCAUCGCCACCUACCUUUUUUGCUCCUCUUUUUUUUUUUUUUUGCCCUUUUGAUCUCAAUUCUCUCUGUCCAUGAUUACAUGCCAUCAAGGGUCAGCACCUGACGGUAGAGCCUAUUCUAAAUAUUUUUUUAUUUUUAUUAUUGGAAUUUCAAUUAAUAUAUUAAUAUAUUAUAUUAUAUGAAUGAA